Messenger RNA from Phalaenopsis equestris, 851 nucleotides. RefSeq lists its product as uncharacterized. The coding region runs from base 90 to 644 and encodes 184 amino acids. Lineage: Eukaryota; Viridiplantae; Streptophyta; Magnoliopsida; Asparagales; Orchidaceae. The record is from RefSeq and is a predicted model, not a curated record. Gene Ontology annotation, biological process: maturation of 5.8S rRNA. The transcript has 5 exons.
GUUUGUUUCUUCCACAGGUGCAAGCCCUACUCCGCCUACUCCGCCCUCGUUGCUCGCUCUUUCUCCUCACUCUGCAAUCGAAGCCAAACAUGGCGAAGCGCGAACUCUCAAAUACUCUCAAAAAUUUGAAGUUUAUGCAGAGGGCAGCGCCGAGGGAGGAAAAGAUCAAUGAAGAGAAGGAAAAUCCGGAGCCCAUUGGAAACGUAUUUUCUACCGCCAACGCUGCUUCGUCCGCCCGAAGAAGAUGCAUAGUGAUAUUAGAAGGGGAUCCUCACCCCGGAGCAUUAAGAGGCCGAAUGUCAUUUCAGAGCUUUAAUCCCUCAAUUGAUAAAUUGAACGAAGAGGCUACAACCAUCCAUCAAAGCCAAGCUACGAAUACGUCUAUGGCAAAUGAUAAUAUUUCUUAUAGAUCUGAGCUAAAAGGUGGCAGUCAAGAGGAUAUUUCAGAUCCAGAACUCAAAAGAAAACAGCCGGUGGCAGAUAUGGAAAUAUCAGCGCCUGGCAAAUUCCAGAAUACUGGAAAUAAGGAUGCUAAUGGAAAAUCUUCUCCACAGAACUCAAACAGUUCUAAUAAGCAGAAAAAGCGAGAAAAGUUGGACUGGAACUUGCUAAGACCGCCCAAAGCUCAGAAGAAAAGAUCAUGAGAGUGUGGAUACUGAACUCUGCAGAUGCUGCUAGUUUAACUCCUGCAGGUUCUUUUUGCUGUACUUCAAUCCAUUUUAGUGUAAAAUUAAAGCAGAUAAAGUCAUUUUUUAGUCCAAUUAAGUUUAUUAUACUCUUUGAUUGUUUUAAUUGUAUUGGAGCUUCGGCAUAAAUUCUCCAAUACUGCAAGAUUUUGAUUGUUUUUUUCU